AUGCGACAUCGAGAACCUUGGGAACGUGGCCACGCCGAGGAAAUUGCCCAGGGACUGAUAGCGCGGGGACGGGAUGCUGAGCGUGGCCCAAGUGGUGUGGAUAAUCGCAUCCACAGGGCCCCCAUAAACAAUGGAGCCCUUGAUGGAGCACCCCGGAGUCUCGACUCCAGACGUCCUGAUCGAAUGGUGACCGGUGCUUUUUCAUGUGGUUUUGUUCCCCGGCACUUGCUGCAGGAACGAUCACCACGCCCGAACCAAAUCCCGGCCGAGAAUAUCCACGAUCCACGGUCCUUGGAGCUGGCCCCCGGUCUGCCCGUGGACCAACGCACGUCUGCCAUGGCAAAUGAAUCUCACGAUGGACCCAGCCCCACCAGGGCAAAGACCCCAUGA
Messenger RNA from Penicillium alfredii, 390 nucleotides. RefSeq lists its product as uncharacterized. The coding region runs from base 1 to 390 and encodes 129 amino acids. The record is from RefSeq and is a predicted model, not a curated record. NCBI's taxonomy places the organism in Eukaryota, Fungi, Ascomycota, Eurotiomycetes, Eurotiales, Aspergillaceae. The transcript has a single exon.